CGUUGUUCAAUAUGGCCUAAAUAAGUAUUAAAAGUGGUGUUUUAUAGAUAUCUCCAUAUCAAUAUGGCUUUUUAUUACAUCGAUGUAGCAUUGUGGUUUGGUGAAAUAACUGGUUAGGAAAUUCCUUGUUUAUUUUUAACAAAAUGUUUGAUUGCAUGCUGAAACUAAAACGUGAUAGGAAUGCAAAUUAAGUUAGGCGAGGACCACACUCCUUGAGAGAAAUGAGAAUACUCGGUCAGAGGAUGCCAAACCACCUUCCUAUUAGCCUUCUUAGAUUACAAAAUUCCUUGUUUUUUUCCCGGUGGAAAAUAAUCACAUUUUACAUAUUGGAUCAAAUGGGUUUGCCCUUUUCAGACAGCGCAGGUGUACAACAGAGGGCCAACGGAGGAGUCUCGUGCCUAGGUGUGAGCAGAUUAUUCAAAUAGGGCAUUGAAUGAGUGAGGGUUGGAGGGUCGAGCGCCAACGCGACACAUGCUGCUAUACCACAGCAAGACGAGGAGCUAACGUCAUUACAACUCUUGUCAUCGUCAUUCGCUUUACAACGUCUGAAGGCACUCCGGGCAGAACGAUACCCAUGAACCAGUCCCCAGGCAGCACGCAGACUAAACGACCUGGGUUGCCUGUGGUCCCCUGUCGGUUUUAGGGCACUUUUUUUCACUUAAUCUUCUGCUGGGACUGAGAGAGGCUGUUGACGGAAAUUGGUUUUGGACGGUCCACAAUGCUAAGCGCUGUUAAAAUGGAAGGACACGAACAUUCAGACUGGAGCGCUUACUACGGAGAGCCCGAGUGCUAUACCUCAGUUGGAAACAUGACACAACACACCGGGCUGGGAAUGAACUCGAUGAGCAGCUAUAUGAGCAUGCCUGGAAUGACUUCAACCAGCAACAUGUCAGGCAGCCCCAUGAACAUGUCAUACGUCAACACGGGUGUGAACCACUCCAUGGCCGCGAUGUCACCGGGCUCCGGAGCCAUGCACAGUAUGGGAGCAGGGAUGGCGGGCAUGAGCACGGCGCUGAACCCGAACAUGAGCCCCAUAAACACCCAGUCUCCAUCGAUGAAUGCCCUGACCUCCUAUAACAAUAUGAGCGUUAUGAGCCCCAUCCCCAUGUAUGGACAGUCCAACAUAAGGUCAAGGGACCCCAAAACAUACAGGAGAAGCUAUACGCACGCCAAGCCCCCAUAUUCCUACAUUUCUCUCAUCACCAUGGCRUUACAGCAGUCUACCACAAAGAUGCUGACGUUGAAUGAGCUAUACCAGUGGAUCCAGGACCUCUUCCCCUUCUACAGACAGAACCAGCAGCGCUGGCAAAACUCUAUCCGCCACUCUCUAUCRUUCAACGACUGCUUCCUCAAAGUGCCCAGGUCCCCGGAUAAACCAGGCAAAGGAUCUUUCUGGACRCUUCACCCGGACUCAGGGAAUAUGUUUGAGAACGGCUGCUAUCUCCGYAGGCAAAAGCGGUUCAGGUGCGAGAAAGACCUCSGCAGGGAYACCGGGAYGAAAAKUUCCGAGGGKGGCRCUAACAGCAGCCCAGAGAGCUGUAACGGUAACGAAUCACCUCACCCCACCCCGUCGGUAAAAGACGUCAAGCGGACAGUAUCUAACCCGAAACCCCGGCAGCAGGUAAUGAGCCCCGCSGAGCACGCGCRCWCUCCUYUCCCYCAGACWCACCAUCUUCRGUCUCAYCAUCACUCGGUGCUCGUGCACGAAGCGCACCUGAAGCCSGAGCACCACUAUUCAUUCAARCACCCRUUCUCCAUCAACAAUCUYAUGUCGUCGGAYCAGCAAUCCUAA
Molecule: messenger RNA, 1792 nt
Organism: Salvelinus sp. IW2-2015
Lineage: Eukaryota; Metazoa; Chordata; Actinopteri; Salmoniformes; Salmonidae
Source: RefSeq, a predicted model, not a curated record